AUGAAGUUGAUUUGGGUUUUUGCUCUCGUUUUUUCUCUCGGCGCGUUGUCUCUGUUGGCGGAGAGUAUUCCCCGGCAAGAAGUCACCCAAGUGCUGGCGUCAAAGCAGAAUGAUCCCUCGGUAAAUGACCGUUCUGAUUCGCUGAACAGGCUGAAGAGAGAAAUCGCCUCAGGUUUGUUGAUUGAUCACCGCACUCAAAGUCCUUUGAUCGGUUCGGUGAUCUUCUUUCUAGUUCGUCGCACUCAGUCCCUCGCUUGGCUCUCAUUUUUUUGUAGAACUCCCUCGGCCGUCGCGCUCGGCUUUCACAUAGUCCGGCCCACAGCUCGAGUUUUGGGCAAGUCUCGGUUUUCUCAGACUAUAGAUCAGAUCUCUAUCUUUUCUCUAAGAUGUAUGAUUACAGUGUAUCGUAACUGAAUUUAACUAACUUAUUGGUACUUAAUUUCGCGGGUCUUUCAAAGUAAAAGUAUUUUUGCGUUUUUCGCAGUUGAAGAAAGAAAUGGCGAAAUUAAAGACCUGCGAAUAAAAAUUCUCGCGAUAUUUCAACACGCUUUCCGUAUUUAAUACCCAUAAAGAAAAUUCAAAUUACAGAAAAAAAAUAUAUUAACAUAGCAACAACAUAUACAAGGGUAUCAACAAAGGAGGAGAAAAAUUGCUAACUGGUUUUACUGGUAGGUUCCAUUUUCUAUCUUCGGUUGAAUGUGAAAUAACGUUAAUUUGUAAAGGUUUCACACAUUCUUUAUUCCAGUAUAUCUAUAAAUUGUAAAAAGUUCAGACAAUUUGAGAAAUAGAAUGAAGUUGAGAACUAUUAAAUCGCGAAAUUUAAUGCCUUGUUUUCAAAUUUGCCCGGCUGUUGCAAGCGUGAAAAUGUAACCCCCUGAAAUACUCUAGCCAAAAUCGCGAAAUUUGGUACCAAUAAGGUACGAAACUCAAAGGGAAGUCUUUUCACAUUCUUCGUUAAGUCCCAAGGAAGGUUUGAACGAGCUUCUCUUUAACCGCCUAAUCUACGCUUAAAAACACCCAACCCAAGCCGAUUCUAUCGGUUUGAAGCUCUUUGCUUUAAACGAACAUUGGCAUUGGAAUAAAUGGAAUUUUGCAUAUUAAUUCACUAGGUUUAUUUUACAAGUGCAACUACUUUUGAAUUUGAAGUCAAUAAUGACAUGACGACAUCAAAACGUCAUUACACAUUACAAUAUCGCUGAUUUUUACUCUCGAUUGUUUUCCUAAAGCUUCUGCUGUGGGAAUUUAAUAUCUAGAUUCUUUAAGAAAUUGCUUCUCCUUAUGAUUAUCAUAAACUCAAGCCUUACAUGUUAAAGCAGCUGACUGAAAACUCACAAUCCUGCGCUAGUACCUUCCUGUAACCCUCCAAAGUUACAGCCCGCUUUCUCUACUCCAAUUUAUCUCGGGUAAGGCAGUGAAUGAUACACAAUUUCCUUGUUUGUAUAUCGUAUACAGUAUGUACAAAAAUGUUUCAAUUAUUGACCUGGCAGCGGGGUGUGAAAGGCAUACUUUGAUUACUUCACCUUCUGCUUAAAGAGGGGGCUCUAAGCGUUUUUAACAAAUAUAGAAACUGUUGUGCGUAUUUCAUCGAGAAGUCUCAAAAAAUUCCAAGAGGAUAAUCGAAUUUAAUUUCAAAUUAAAAAUCAAUUGUUCUUUCAGUUGGCUGGCGCAAAGUAAAUAAAUGGCCAGUUUGUUUUGAAGCAAAAGGCAGCCAGUUCGGAAGAUUUUACGUUCCCGGGGGAAGAUUAGCGGCCGUAAAGCUGGUUCAUCUGUACGGAUACGUGUCUUGUCACACUGCAGAUCCAACUUUCUGGUCCUACUGGGGCUGUGGUGAGAGUCAGUGGAGCGGGAUAAACACUCAAGUCAAUGUUGUCAUCACAGAUUCAAACAACCACAUUCUACUCCCACCAAUUCAGUUCCAGAAGGUCAGCAACUUAAAGUGGUACAAGGUUCCCGGAUAUAAUUCCCUCUCACCUGAGCUUGUUCUGCACUUCUUUACGUCUCCCAAAUGGGUCCAUCCGAACCAAGAAUUACGCGUGUGGUACGGUGAAAACUUAGUCAAGCUAAACGGCGAUAAUGGAGGAAAAGUGUGCGCUGAUGUCUAUGCUCUCUUUGUGUGA
Molecule: messenger RNA, 2117 nt
Organism: Porites evermanni
Lineage: Eukaryota; Metazoa; Cnidaria; Anthozoa; Scleractinia; Poritidae
Source: the annotation of a GenBank genome assembly